UCUUGCUGUGUGACUGUGAUGAUGAUAUUAUUAUUAUUGUGUCAAAUAGCAAGAAACAAUGUUUGCAAUAUAAAUGAAUAUUGUAAAAUGUGAUAUUGUUAUUGCGUGAUUUGGUUUAAAAGUUUAAGAUCCAAAAGUGUUCGUCAUUUAGAUACGGAGUAUAUAAUGUGUUACAAUGGCUUCGGUAAAAGUCGCUGUAAGGGUUCGCCCGUUCAAUCAAAGAGAGAAAGACAUGAAUGCAAAGUUAAUAGUACAAAUGGAUGGGAAAAAGACAAGAUUGAUGACGGUAAAAAGUAGCAAAGAUCAGAACGAUGCCAACCGGGAGAAAUACAAAGACUUCACAUUUGACCACUCCUACUGGUCGUAUGACAGCGCCGACAACAACUUUGCGACACAGGAACAGGUAUUCUCAGACCUAGGUUUGGACGUUAUUGACAGCGCAUUCGAGGGAUACAAUGCCUGCGUGUUUGCGUACGGACAGACGGGCAGCGGGAAGACAUUUACCAUGAUGGGAUCACCGGACUCGCAAGGCCUAAUACCUCGAAUAUGCAGGCAACUAUUCUCUCGAGUCGCAGCAGGCAAGGAAUCCGGUGCAUCGUAUCGUACAGAAGUCAGCUACCUCGAAAUCUAUAAUGAACGGGUAAAGGAUCUGCUAUCGACUGAUGCAGGGCACUCUUUGAGGGUACGGGAGCAUCCAAAAUUGGGACCAUAUGUACAGGAUCUGUCCAAGCACUUGGUGUCUGAUUAUGAUGAUAUACAGGAAUGCAUGCACAGAGGCAACUUACAGCGCACCACGGCGUCUACGCAGAUGAAUGACGUGUCGUCUCGUUCGCACGCAAUAUUUACGAUCACGUUCGUACAAGCGAGCUACCUUCGUCACAAUAAUAUGCCCAGCGAGACAGUUUCUAAAGUGCAUCUUGUAGAUUUAGCGGGAAGUGAGAGGGCGGAUGCCACAGGUGCGACUGGCCAACGGUUGGUCGAAGGUGCCCACAUUAACAAAUCCCUCGUCACGCUUGGCUCUGUCAUUUCUGCAUUAGCCGAGUCCAGCCAACCCGUCGAUAAUCGGACACCAAAGAAAAAGGUGUUCAUUCCAUACCGCGACUCCGUCCUUACUUGGUUACUUAAAGAUUCUUUAGGUGGAAAUUCUAAGACAAUAAUGAUUGCAGCUAUAUCGCCUGCUGAUUGUAACUACGGGGAGACACUGUCCACUCUUCGUUACGCUAAUAGAGCCAAGAACAUCAUCAAUAAACCGACAAUCAACGAGGAUCCGAAUGUCAAACUUAUCAGGGAACUCAGAGAGGAAAUUGAGAAACUGCGCGCGCAGAUAUCGCACAAUACGGUACCUGUAGAGACCGAAGCGGGAGUUUUAGCCACGCUCCAGCGGAAGGAGGCACAAGAGAAAGUAUUGACCGAGAAGUGGACGGAAAAAUGGCGAGAAACGCAACAAAUUCUGCACGAACAAAAGGCUUUGGGUCUACGGAAAAGCGGAUUGGGCGUGGUUUUGGAUUCGGAUAUGCCUCAUCUUGUUGGCAUUGAUGAUAAUCUCCUAUCUACUGGUGUUACCUUGUACCAUCUUAAGGAAGGAGAAACAGUAAUAGGAAGUGAAGAGUUCAGCCCAACUCCGGAUAUAGUGCUGAGUGGGGCGGGGGUGUUGCCAUUGCACUGUAAGGUGACACUCCACGAAGGUGUCGCCACAAUCGAGCCAGCGUCUGGUGCUCAGUGCUGGCUCAACACUGUGUUAUUGGAUAAACCGGCUAAGCUUAGCCAAGGUUGCAUCCUGCUCCUGGGUCGUACGAACAUGUUCCGCUACAACGACCCAGCAGAAGCAGCAAAACUUCGCCAAGAGGGCAGCGCUUCUAUGAUGAAUCUCUCCAGGCUGUCUCUUCUUUCGUGGUCCACCACCGAUCUGGCAGCUAGUACUGAAAAUCUCAAUAAUACACUAUCUGACUUGGAAAGUGAGAUCCGCUGUGAGCGUAUAUCGGCCCAGCGAGCAGAGCUGGAAAGAGAGAGACAGCAAUUCGUGCUACAACAGCAGGAGAGACAGAGACGGUGGCAUGCCGAACGGGAGGAGCUGCUUAAAGCCCAAAAACAACUCGAUGAGGAACGUUCAGCAAUGGAGCGUGAAUAUGCAGCGGCGUGUAGGCGUUUAUCAGGUGAUUGGCGAGCGUUAGAACGCGGGUGGACGUUACGUAGACGUGCGUUGAGAUGUCGGCAGAGAGAGUUAAACGCGCGUGUUCAUAGACACGCCGCCGCAGGACGCGCUGCGCGUGCGCAGAUUGAAAAGGAGGAGGUAAUCAUCACGGAUCUGGAGGGGCGGCUGGGGGGGAAAAGGAGGGAAUUGGAAGACUUUGUAGCGAAACAUAUCAAGGAACUCGUCUCCCAAGGAUACAUGAUCGAUGAGAAUUUGUCCCCGAGCCCUGAGAGUCCAGCGUCAGAAACAUCGACGGAGUGUCUAAUGCAUCUCCUACAGCAAUGCGAACCGAAGACCGCUCAUAAUAUUAAAGAAACUGUUGAAAGACAUAAAAAAGAGUUAGAAACUCUGGAACAAGAGUUGCAAGGCAGAGUGGCGUCAGUGGCUGCUCAAAGGGUCAAAGUGGAGAGGCUUCAGGCUGAGUUGGCCUUGCUCGCGGCGAGGGAAAGAGGCAUCACUAGGGCUCUGGCUGAACAAGAAGACGGUGACAGCGACAUCUCUCCUUUGGAAGGAGUGAAGCGUUGUAAAUCUGAGCUGGUCUUGAGGACCAGAGAUGAUGAUCCUCCCGAACCGCUGUCGGCUGAUGAGAGGGAACACUACCGAGCGAGACGGCUUAGCCUCAGCCUAAGUCUGGACCCUCUCCCGUCAAUAACCUCCCCUGACACGUUCCACACGGCGAGUUCGUCUCCGAAAGCGAUUCCUUCGGAAUCUGACCUGCCGAGCCCCUCUACCACGGAAGCGUCGGCGCUCCCCAGCGAGACCGAGCCCCUACCACGAUUUCGUUUGGGGCACACGGCUGAUGAUAGCGACGACAUGUCCAGUACUGAGGAUUAUCAUAAGCCAAGCCGUAUAGUGGAAGGUCAGUCGUCAAGUUCUGUGGAACGUUCGCCUGAAGAGAGGCAUCAAAGGUCUAAAUAUAGGAGAAGAUUAGGAGAACGUCGCGGUCGUCAAGUGACUGAAGCAGAGGCGUUGCGCGCGAUGCAACGGCUUUGUUCGCGAAUAGCCUCGCAGAAGAUGCUCGUCAUCUCCUCGCUGGAGAACGAUUGUUCCAAGGAGGACCUCAAUGGUCAGAUACAGGUGUUACAAGAACUUCAAAAGAAAUACGUUCGUCUAGAGAUGGCGCUGCAAUAUUCGUUCUUCGACAACCAGCCGAACAAAAGGACUAUCAUGGUGACUCCGAUUCAAGAGACUCCAUCUCUUACGUUGAGUGAGAGCGACAUGCACAUAGCCACGGAAACGGACCAAGAAAAUAACAAUGCCUAUAUACAGGACCCGCUCUUGCAUAGGUUAAAAGAACAAGAGGCGAUAGAAGCGUCAGACAACGUGUCGACAUCGAACGAUGAGCUGAGUUCGGAGCAGGCCUGGCCUGACCCCCUUCGGGCCUUGGCCCCGGAUCAGACCGACGACGAAUGCGACAAUGACCGGGCGCCACUGGUUAUACCGGACUACACGCUGGAAGGUCUCAGCCAUCCAAUAGAUUUUUCGGAGGUAAUAUCCGUCCCGGGCUGGGUGACGCGCGGCGCAGGCGCAGGCACGCACCACGAGUACGAAGUGCGUAUACGCUUGGGCCCGAGGUGCGCUUGGCAGCUGCUCAGGCGAUAUCGCCGCUUCAGGGACCUCUAUCUCUUCACGCGGAAGCAGUACGGGGAGAAGGUAGCCGCGAUACCGUUUCCCGGAAGAGCCCUUUGGUCUUCGGAGGGCUUGGCCCGGUCUCGAAGACCGCAGUUGGAGAUGUUCCUCCGUCGGCUGUUAGCGGUCUGUGCCACCGAUCGCCGAUGUCCGUUACACGCGUCGCCGCUCACCCGGGACAACCUUGUCGCGUUUUCGCCUUUCUUUAGGAAGGGCGUGUUCGAAAGCGGUAAGUGCGGCACGGGAUGAUGCCGCGCGGAGCUCGUCACUCGCGCACUGCGCUCCGACCUGCGCAGACUCGCGCACGUCGCCCUCGCUGCGCUCAUCCUGCUCGCACGCUGCGCCGCUCUGGCGCUCUACUACCUCUAUCUCCGGCUCAGCCGCAGGUAGGGCCGAUUUCACUUAAGGGCCUUGUGAGGGACUUGACAUAGGGGUCUAAAUUAUCAUUUACUAAAGUUUAGCGGUAUCACUUUGUGACAUAUUUACUGUAAGAAAUUUUUACUUCUGUCAACUAUUUUGCAUUUUGUGAGAUUUGUACAGAGUUAUAAUAUGAUAAUUCGGCCUAAUCUUUGUGAUUCAAGAAACUGCCUAACGUAUACGUAAUGCAUGAUUAUUUAAAAGUUACUAAUAUGUCUCUUUUCUAACAAUUAUAAAAUAAUUAAUAUACCCCCAACGAUUGGUCGAUGUCCCCACUUCCCGCGGUGUAGCGUAUAAGCGAGUAAUGCGGGUGCCUCUAUGUAUUGUGUUCUGUUAUUGCCACUCUUUAUGUGUCACUGUAGUGUAUGUGAGACACAUGUGUCGUAUUACGUAACGUAACAAAUAUUUUUAUUAUUUAAAAUAAAUGAAAUCGCUUGAAAUCUGAAAAUGAAGAUACACAAUUGAAAAAAAAACUUAAUAGUAAAGAGUGGAUAAUAAUAUCUACACAAAAUCGGAUGUCCUUAACUUGAUUUGACUUUACCAUUCCUUUGUUUAUUAUUCCAAUUUAGUAAAUACUUUUUGUUUAUUGACGGACAACGUAUCAUUCGUUCAUUCAUUUUCGAGUGCUAAUGUCACCGCACAAUUAAAGUAGUGUUUGAAGAGUAAACCAACGCCUUAACUAGACAACAUUACAUUACAUUUAUUUGACUGUUGAGUUUCGUAAUAUUCAUUAUUACAGUAUUGUCUAAUUAUCUACAGUUGUGUGUUGACACAUUUCCAUCUAAUAGUAUUCAAACUGAUACAUUUAAAAUGUUAUAUUUUGAAUGAACGAAUGAAGAUAACCAACCAUUCGCAAAGCAAUGGAGAUGUCAUUAAUUGUAUUGAAAGACUUAGUUAAUUUAUUUAUUAGGAAUACCUUUAAGGAAUGUUCUGUAUAUUUGAGGUUCAAGUCUUCCUUUAGUCUUGUUUUGUAUCAAUUGGGGACAAUCCUUUGAGAAGAGUGCGUAGCAUCUCUUUUUCGUAUUUAUAUUUAGAAAGAGAUGGAGAAUUUUAUUGAAGAAUCUAGAUAUCUCGACAAUACGAAAGUAUGAUUCUAUCUUUUCUAGAUUCGUGGAUGAUGGUAAAAGCACCCAUAUUUAGUCUAUUUUUGCAUGUGACGAGCUCUGGAAAUUUUAUCUGUAGGUAGGAAAUAAUAAAUACACUAGAUUUUAUCUCAUUGUAACUAACAUACCCACAAUGUCACGAAAAUGUAUUUUUGUAGUUUUUUCUUAGGUCUGAACAUAUUGUUGUGCUGUUUUAGUAAACUAUAGAGCCAAGCUUUAUGAUUGCUGAUGUUUUUGAUAGAUUUUUCAUACACCUAUAUUCUUACAUACAAUCUAAGUAAAUACUUUUCUCACUGCUUAAUUAAUGAUCACUUAUAAUUGAAAGUUUCAUUACUUUAAUCUUCAUUCUUCGAUUUAUUUGCGUAUCAACAUUCAUUUGCUCUCAUAAAAAUGGCCGACACUAGCAUGUUUGAUUUUUGUGUUACGGUUGUGAUUUUUGUUUAAGUUUACACUAAUAUGCACGAUUUGAAGUUCCAAGUGACAAUACAGAUCUUGACUAUUUAAAAUAAAAAUAUAAUAUAAAAAUACUAUUUUACGCAUCGCUAAUAGACGACAGCGGCGGUUGUCUUUUGUCAUGCAAUAAAAAAUACUAUUUCUCAAUGUUUGCUAAUAAGUCCGAUAUUAUAAAAAAAAAUCUUCAUACUUUAUUAGAAUAUGUACUUACUCUACUUUUGAACAAUUAAUAUUUUAUAUAUUUCUAUAAUUAUUACUUGUAAUGUAGCUGAGUAAUGGUACAAAAUGUCGUUAUUGGAUUGUUAGACGAGAUUUUUUUGUUGUGGCAUUUGCAAAGGAAAAACAUACUCAUUUGGGCGCUAAUUAAUUCCUACAAAUGUAUGAGAAACUGCCGACCGGUAACUAGAACUUAUUAAUAUGAAUCUUUUGAAUGGUUUAAACAGUUGCUGGUUUUUUGUCUAUUAAAUGUUAAGGCAGAAAACUCUUGUCUAAUAAAACAGAUGUAGUUGAUUUCAUUAAUUCAGUAUUGUCUAAUUAGUUGUGUUCAAAUUUACAAAUAUUUAUUUAACAAAUGGCUUAUAAAGAUAAAUGGCCUUGUAGAUAGUUAAAGAUAUCGAAUUUAAGAAAAUUAUAGCGAGUUAAUACAUUCUUAGAUAUAUUUUGUCAAUGAUAUCAAAUACUAAAAUGUAGAAACAAUUUUCAUAAUGUCAUGUGAUCACCAGAUUGAUAUUUUAGUAUUUAUUGAUUGAAUAUUAGUUUGUGAAGUUUAAUGCUUUAGUACAAAAUUCACUUGGCACAUUUAUUUAUUACAUUAACAGUUAGGUUUAAUAACACUGGGAAGCGAAGUUUUUUGGACCACAGCUGGUAUUGUUACAUUUUUAUUAAAAGCUUAAUUAAUUUUAUUAGACAACAAUCAAUUAGAUCUAAAUAGGAUAUAUAAGUAUCCCAAAGUCUUAUGGUGUAUUAACACCGACUUGCAAUAUAAUUAGUAUAUAAGAAUAUGCAUUUUUUUGUCUCGAAACUGAUCUUUUAAUUACUAGCUAUACUUUUUGUUUUUCUUUUAUUGUUGCCUCUUAUUUAGAAAAGCAUUCUUUUUAUUGCAUAAUACAUAUUUAUAGUUGUAGGAACAUAGUUUUAAGAAGUUGCUGGUUGAUCCUCUGUCAUAAAAAUUAAUUGUUAAAAAAAUAUUGGCGUUGAAAUGUAGUUAUUAAAUUAAUUACUUUAUGUAUGAUUGCCUUCACUAAUAGAGGUCUAUUUAUGUAAUAUCUAAAGGUAUAUGGUGCUGGUAGAAGUUAACCAGCUAACAAUUACUUUUGUUAAGAAGAAUAAAAUGGAAUGUUUUACA
Messenger RNA from Pieris brassicae (large cabbage white), 7138 nucleotides. RefSeq names its product kinesin-like protein Klp98A (gene Klp98A). The record is from RefSeq and is a predicted model, not a curated record. The transcript is spliced from 27 exons. Bases 176 to 4069 code for a protein of 1297 amino acids. Gene Ontology annotation, biological process: microtubule-based movement. Gene Ontology annotation, molecular function: ATP binding; microtubule binding; microtubule motor activity. Lineage: Eukaryota; Metazoa; Arthropoda; Insecta; Lepidoptera; Pieridae.